CCGGCCAAAGACGGAACUCUCUGUCUCCCGGGUGAACCUGGUUGGGGCGACGCGCGGCGACGUGUGCAGGUCCACCCGCACACAGACAUGGGGCGCAGGAAGUCCAAGCGGAAGCCGCCCCCCAAGAAAAAGAUGACCGGCACCCUGGAGACGCAGUUUACCUGCCCCUUCUGCAACCACGAGAAGUCUUGCGACGUGAAGAUGGAUCGAGCCCGCAACACUGGAGUCAUCUCCUGUACAGUGUGCCUGGAGGAGUUCCAGACGCCCAUCACCUAUCUGUCAGAACCCGUGGAUGUCUACAGUGAUUGGAUAGACGCCUGCGAGGCAGCCAAUCAGUAGCGAGGAGGAGGACCUGCCCCUUAGCCACCCACUUUCCCUGGCCCCAAAGGCCUGGGAGAAGUGCCAGAGACAUUCCAGGGGUGGCAGGGGCCGGGUCCGCCUUCUGUGUGCGUGUGUGCCUGUAUGUGCCUGCGUGUGCAGUGAGGGGCACCGGUGAGGUUGUGGAGUGACUGACUGCCCUGUUUUUCUUGUGGCAUCUCCGAAGGGUCCGAGCUCCUGGGCCUUGUGCACUUGGGCACUGGAACUACACCCCUUCACCACCUUCUGGGGUGGUCUCACAAAACUCAGCCCCUGGCCCGGUGCAGGGGAGGCGUUUUAGCAGCUUUUCCUGGGGAUCGUAUGUUUUGGAUCAGGAAAAUCUGUGUGUUUUUUGACCUGUAGUAAAAGCACCAAUGGAAUUCA
This is a messenger RNA of Suncus etruscus (white-toothed pygmy shrew), 741 nucleotides long. RefSeq names its product elongation factor 1 (gene ELOF1). The coding region runs from base 88 to 339 and encodes 83 amino acids. Gene Ontology annotation, cellular component: transcription elongation factor complex. Gene Ontology annotation, molecular function: RNA polymerase II complex binding. Lineage: Eukaryota; Metazoa; Chordata; Mammalia; Eulipotyphla; Soricidae. Gene Ontology annotation, biological process: transcription elongation by RNA polymerase II. The record is from RefSeq and is a predicted model, not a curated record. The transcript has 4 exons.